AUGACUCGCGUCUACCUCCAAAUAAUGUCCGACCUCCACCUCGAAACCCACCCCUCCUAUACCUCCUACACCUUCCCACAAACAACCCCCAACCUCGCCCUCCUCGGUGACAUCGGCCACGUUGCUGAUUCCCAACUCUUCACCUUCCUCGAAGACCAACUCAGCCGCUACUCAAUCGUCUUCUACCUCCUUGGUAACCACGAUCCCUAUCACAUGUCGUUCCAGCUCGCGAGGAAGAAAAUGCGGGAGUUCCAAGCAAAGGUGGAUAGACGCAAGAUCAUGCUGGGGAAGUUCGUUUUUCUGGAUCAGACCAGGUUCGACAUUAGUGAUGAGGUUACGAUACUGGGAUGUACACUAUUCUCGCAUGUCCCUCUGCACCAGGAGUUUGCUGUUGAGAGCCGAAUGGUCGAUUUUAGGGAUAUUCUACGGUGGGAUGUGGAUAAGCAUAAUGCUGCGCAUGAAUCGGAUCUCAAUUGGCUUAAUGACCAGGUUGGCCGAAUGGCUGUGGACGAGCCGCAUCGACGGAUCGUGAUUUUUUCACACCACAGUCCCAGCACAGAUCCGAGGAGUAGGGAUCCCAGACACGAAGGAAGUGAGGUAUCGAGUGGGUUUGUUACGGAUCUGAGUGGGGAGGAGUGCUGGAGACGGUCUAAUGUUGUGGCAUGGGCUUUUGGGCAUACGCAUUACAACUGUGAGUUUCAGGAUGAGGGUGGAAAAUCUAUCAUGACGAAUCAAAAGGGGUAUUAUAUGUAUCCACAGAAGACGUUCGAUGCCGGCCGUGUGUUCACUGUCGGCGAAUAG
Aspergillus chevalieri is the source of this 801-nucleotide messenger RNA. RefSeq lists its product as uncharacterized. Lineage: Eukaryota; Fungi; Ascomycota; Eurotiomycetes; Eurotiales; Aspergillaceae. Gene Ontology annotation, molecular function: hydrolase activity. The transcript has a single exon. The record is from RefSeq and is a predicted model, not a curated record. Bases 1 to 801 code for a protein of 266 amino acids.